Gallus gallus (chicken) is the source of this 22076-nucleotide messenger RNA. RefSeq names its product oxysterol binding protein 2 (gene OSBP2). The transcript has 14 exons. The coding region runs from base 17953 to 20202 and encodes 749 amino acids. The record is from RefSeq and is a predicted model, not a curated record. Gene Ontology annotation, cellular component: membrane; intracellular membrane-bounded organelle; cytosol. Gene Ontology annotation, molecular function: cholesterol binding. Lineage: Eukaryota; Metazoa; Chordata; Aves; Galliformes; Phasianidae.
GUCUGCCCGCCUGCAGCUUAACCCCAAACUCGGAGCUGCUCCCUGCAGACAGCCCCGUGGUGACCCAGCAGCCUGCCCUGUGCUGCUGCCUGCCCUGUGCUGCUGCCUGCCCUGUGCUGCUGCCUGCCCUGUGCUGCUGCCUGCCCGCCCGCUCAGCGUUCAGACACGGCCAGGCAGGGCUGCGCCUCCGGGUCAGCUGCUGAAGCUCAGUGCUCCUCUUGUAACCGUGUCAGAAUAUUGUCUUUGUAUCGCUGCCAGGGUCUGUCGUGAGCAAACAAGUGGCUUUCUCCAGCAAUUGCUUGAUAGCUGUACAGCUAGGGUUAUUUUAAGGUGGUUUUAUCUGUUUUAGGCUCAAACGACACAAAGCUCCCAGGGCGGUGAGCUGAGCAGCAGCAGAAAGCUGUGGCUGUGUUCUGUAGGGAGGCUCACAGCCGGUGUGCAGCCCUGCAGCCGUCGAUGCUUUGUGGUGCGUUGUUGGAGGGCUCCCUCUGCCACCAGCAGCUUCUCAGCCUUCCCCCCAUUGAGCACAGGGAGAGCUGAGUUAACACAGCUGUGGGUCAGGAGUGUGAGAACUGAGCACAGGGGGAAGUUUCUCUUAAACAAGUGGAAGGGAGACCUGUGAUGCCGCUGUUAGAGGGCAGCCAUGCCGACCCUGCUGGUGUCAGCUAGGCUUGCUUGUGGCAGAGAGCUCCUGUGGCAGAAUCCUGGGGAAAUGGGCAUUUGUUUUUCUUUAAGCACUGUUUUUAGCCGCCUGAGAGCAGCAAGGAAGCGCCAGGUAUCAGGCAGUGCAUUUCAUUCCUCGUUUAUGUCAGGAAAUUGCUCGGUCGUUUGCUUGACUGACAAAGAAUCCGAGUUCAGACCUGAGUUCUGGGGAAGCCCUGUGCAGCUGUGAGCCACAUCUCCUGCUGGGUCUCUGUGCUCAUCCCUGCUCUGAAGAUGCAUGCUAGAAUGUUCUGCUUCUGUUUGUGCCGCCGAAGGCUGCGCAGGUUAAAUUGUGUCCUUGCAGGUGCCUCACUGUGCUGUCCUCUCUGUGGCUUUUGGCACCUGUGCCAUUUGAAUUUCGGAGGGCUGCUCUCCCGGUGCACUGCCUUGAUGAUUUCGGUGUUGGUUUUCAGGGCUGGCUUGAGGAAGGUGGUAGAAACUUCAUUCUGCUUGUGCCCGUGUAGUCAGCUCUGUCAAAAUGCUGUUCCCUGUUGUCUAAGUGGCUUCCUUGAGUGUAUUGAUUUAGCUGCAGACUGAAGCUUUUCUUACUUUAAUUUCCUGCUGCUGACUGCUUAGCUUAGCAAGGGGUGAGGAGAUGGGCAGCUGCACAGCACAGUCAUUAACCUGGAAGGGGUCCCUGGUCUUUGGAGUGACCUCCUCCCUUCCAGGUGCUGAGUGCAGGGACACAAGGGUUGGGCUGCUCCUGCAGCUCCUUGGGCUCUUCUCUCUACAGGGUGGAUGAGGUUGGACUCUGAUAAAGGCAGCUGUGUUUCACAGGGCUGUGCUUGAAUGGUUAAAACACAGCUGAGAAAAGGCAGGAUUAGUCCUCUGGGCACAGCAGGGGACACACUGCAUGGGCUUCAUGCACAUCAGCCUUCUUCCUGGGACCUCAUUACAGGACAGCACCUGGAGCACUGCUGGUCCUGUUCAGCCAGGAGACUCAUCUGCAGGAAAACCACGGCUUUCUCAUUACUUCUGAAUGACUGGCAUUUGGAAGGCCGAGUAGCUCCUUGAUGACUUCUACGUUUUAAUUGCCCUUGACUGUCUCUUUUAGGUUGUGGGGUAUUCUGGCUAACUUGGAAGUCCACAGCCCAGAGGUGAUGUUGGUGUUGGGAAGCAGCGUUCAAGCAUGGCACAGCUACUUGUCUCAUUAAUGAGCAAAACUCUCUUUCCAAACAGUACUGGCAGGUUGCCACUUGCAGAUUUAUCAUUAUCUCUAAUUAGAGUGUGUGUGUGUAGGAGAACCUAAUCACCUUGAACAGGUACAGGCUUUCAAGGAGAGUAUCUUUAGGUAAGUAUUAAUUCAUCAGAGGUUGGCAUUGGCUCUUAUGACCGAGGUUCUGGAUGUGGGCUGCCUUCUCCCAGCAGCUUGCUCUUAUUUCAGCUAGCUCGAGUUUCGUGCUGUCUCCUACAGGUUUGGUGCCUUAAAGCAGUGCCAAACGGAGAAGGAAAAAAAAUAUUUCAUGCUGUGUCUAAUUUGCUCAUAGUUAUGAUGCAAAAGGCUCCCGGCCAGAUCGUGGCCUCAGCUCCCCUUUCAGUGCUGGGCAGUGCUCCUGCAGGAACGAGCUGGUGCCUGGAGCAGAUUAGCUGUCCUGCCUGCCCUGCCCUGCUGUGGGGAGGGGACGGCAGCUUGCUUCCCUGGAAAAGCUGCUUCCCAGAACGGGCUUCUUCGAAUAGCUCUGUUUAUCCAGCAGUUAACUCUUGGUUAGCAUUUUAAGAUCUUAAGUACAGCCCGGAAGGUUCUUUCCUGGAUCCUGCUGAGAGCUGGGGCAGUGGGCUCACCGAGGACCACAGAAGAACUGGGGGCUUCCAGAAGAUGCCUCUGGUCCCAACCCCCUGCAUGGUGUAGUGCCACUCUGUGAGGACAGCCAGGGCUUUUUGCUGCUGAGCUUUGACUUAUCCCCAAGGUAUGAGGCUGCACAGCCUCUGCAGGCCCUUCUGCCAGCGUAGGACCAGCCUCUGGGUCGAAAUGUCUUCCUUAUACUUAAUCUUCACUUAAUAAAGUGAAUGGAGAGAUGCUUCCCUACAGCGGUUUUAUAGCACCUCAUCUCUCUGCGAGCACAGAAGUAGCUGAAUGUCCUUGACCAUUUUUCAUCCUCCAGGUGAUGGAAACAUGCAGGUUUUCAAGACAGCCCCGUGGCUGUGUGGUAACUCCGAGCUGCUUGUAUUUAACGAGCAUUUUUGUGGUGCUUGUUCCCAGUCAUCUCGUUUUCACAGGAUGCUUGCUUUAUCCAUAUGGCGCUCUGCUGUUAAUCACUGUUCAUUUUCCUGUUUUUGAGGAAUCCCAUCUUGGGUGCUUUGUAACCAGAGACACGAUGCAAGUCAAAGCAGUGCUCGAGCUGUCAGUUUGCAGGCCAGGUUCCUCUGUUCCCAGAUUACUGCUGCAUGCAGGGAGUCCCUCAGCUCUUGAAUCUGGCAUGAUGGCCCAUGUGCUUUAUUGGAUGAAGUUGCAGCAAAAGUAAGUGGUUUACUGCAGUGAGGUCUGUGUUUUGAGGUGGCCAGAGGAGCAGUGCCCUCUGUUAUUGUGGGCUGUAGGUGCAACUUGCAGUUCUGUCUCAAGGUGGACUUCAGACAGCAUCGCUCAUGCUGCAGUUUUAGUUCCUGGAGAUGAUUGUGAGUAUGGGUAAUAACUAUGGGCUCAGCUGCAUGGGUACCUAUGGGAGAGCAGUUCCCAUCCGACCAUUUCUGGUAUCAAAUGGUUCGGCUUUUAUUGUGGUGCUUGUUCAGGGCUCCCUGGUUUGAAUUGUUUUCCAUUCAGUGCUCUGUGACUCACCUCUGGACCACUCUGCCCUCACCUAUGGGCUGUUUCCAUGCUGCAGCAGGUCAGACUGCUGAACCUUUCCGUAUCAUAUCCUGCUUGCAUAUUCAUUACACUGUAGCUAGGUAACUGAUAAUUGUAGGUGACUUGAGUGCACAGUGACAUCAGAGCCCUCUGCUCCUUGCAGGGCCCUCAGACCCACAGCUGAUGGCAGUGCUGGAGUCGCUCUGAAACAUGAGUUGUGCCCUGGGACUCUUGGAAGUCCCUGCAUUGGAGUGUGCUUGAAGAUGGGGCUGGUGGAGGUGUUAGAUUCCCCACCGAGUCUUCAUUAUGCCGUUCAAUUAUUUUUAAUCGUUCCUCCGUCAGCCUGGCAGGGCCCUUGAUACGUUUUAUACCAACCUUUGUUUGGUUUUGAUCGAGAAGCUUGUUUAAUAAUUAAUGGCUUCAUUUCUCUUUGUCUGACGACUGCAGGCGGACGGGGCGUGCUGCAGCUGGGGCUGGCUGUGCUGCUCCUGGGUCAGCCGCUGCUGACUCACACGGCUGCGUGUGCUGAGCCUCCAGGCCCUGCAAACAUCAACUUCAGAAUUAAAGAUGCCAAUUGGAAGGCACGGUACGGCGGGGCCAUUGGCACAGCUCAGCUGGCAGCAGGAAGCAGAGCACGUCCCCUUGGCUCCUCGCUCCUGGUCACGCAGUGCUGUGUUGUGCUGCUCAGCAUUUACAUGUGCUGUGAUGAAAUUCUGCAGCGUAAGUGUGCAGUCUGGCUUACGUGUGCAUGUCAGGAGUGAGCUGUCACACUGUGUGCAUCCAGCAGCCCUUCCCUUCACGCUCCUUUGGGCCACGCUGCGUUUCUGUCAACCUUCCUGAGCUUUUUUUUUUUGCCUUUCCUCUUAAAUCUUCCUCUUCAGGAUAGGAUAUUCCUGCUCUGAAAUCACGACUGAAUAGAUGUGUGUCCCCACCGUGACUUGGAGGAGGGCCUUCAUUUCCUAAAAAUAGUCUUAAUUCCCCAUGUCUUUCUAGAUAAAGAGCACUGUGCAGGCAUGCACAGCAGGUUGGAGUGGUUUCUGCACUGCAUGGAAAGAUAAAUAUGGUGCUGUAGGAGUCGGUGCCUUGCCUUUCCUUCUUUAACAUGAAGCAGUGAUGCCUAAAAUCUGUUAUUAGCAGCUAAAGGUUUCUGCUAAGCACUUUAUAAGGAGCAGAGCAGAAAAUGAUGUCCUUCACACCUACUGCUUGUGUAUUGCUGCUGUAUGCAGAAGACCUCCUUCCUUUAGGCUUGGGGGUUGGUGUGGAUGCCUCAGCUGUGUGGCUGUGUUGUUAACGAAGGGAGAAGGUCCCUUUUCCUCAGCACAGCCACACAGUGCUGUGUGCUGGCAGUGAGCUGUGGGCAGCCACGUGCUGGGACACAGCAGGGCUGCUCAUAGCCAAUGCCUGCCCUGUGUGUGUCUGUUCACAACCUCUCUUUUUUCAGAUCUCCUGUGAUUGUGGAGGGCGAUGGCCCUUGUUGGAGGCAUGUAAAGCAUGGAGGUCAUGGCUCAGAGCAGCUCGCAGGGCUCCUGCCAGCAGGGCAGAGUGCCUUUUGUCUCUGGGUGGAUCAUAGGCAAAAGUGGAGCAUGUGCUUCAAUGAGCAUCUUUCUGCCUUGCAAUGUGCAGAAGAUGUGCAGCAGGUGAGCGGUGCCACCUGAGCCUGCAGUUUGUUAGGAGUUAAACCAAAGGUUGAAUCUUAACUUCAUUAAAUCCUUUUUUGGAGGCCCUCCUGAACCUGAUCGUGGUCAGGUGUAGGAUCUGCGUGCUUUGGAAGCCCCAUCCUUUGUUAUUGGGAUGGAUGCUUCCAAGCAUUGCUGUUUCCAAGCGUGUAGGGGUGUGCACACAUCUUACUCUGACUGAUGCUACAAGCUCUGCAUUUGCCAUUUAUUGUUCCCGUGUUACCACUUAGGUGUUACUCAGCAGAUCUUGUGGAGCAGAAAGUGCUACAGGUUUAUUAUGUGUGGUCAGGUGAAACUAAUACACGGCUUCAUCCAAGCAGUUUUUCCUUUCCUUGUUGCUCACGUAUCUGCUUUGCUGUGAGACUGCUGCAGGCUCCCAUCUGAGCCUCUCCUGGGAUGUAAUUUCUGCAAGCAGCAGGAGGUGAGGCAGUUCUCAGGCAAAAUGGCUUUUGGUUUGAGGUCUUUUAUUUCCGUGCUGCUGGUAGGUUGCUGCAUCUUUCAUGGGAAUGGUACAAAAGGUGACAGAAUCGUCUCAGCCUCAUGUAGUUUAAAUUGAACGUGCACUGCACCCCCUCAGCUCCUAUUGUUGCUUUGCAUUUUUCCUUUCUUUGUCUCAAGACAGCACGUGGGGCUCCUGUUUGAAGCUGUUUGGUGUUCACAGCCGCUGCGUCUUGCUAAGGAUCGACUGGGAGUGCUGUGUGGCUGGAUAUGUGUUAAGUAUUUGGUCAUGUACUGUGAUCUCUUUAUAGAUACCGGAUUACACAAUAUUAGUCCCACUAUUUGCUUUGGAAUAUUUUUAUCAGUGGUGCGGUCACAGCAAGUCUGUGGAUGGUACAUAUUGAGCAGAGAGGCUGCUGUGCUGGAAAGUGCACCAUCAGGUGGGAAAUCCAGGAGGUGGGUUUUCAUUGGGGAUAGGGGCCGAGCACUGGGGCCCUGCAGUGCGUUCCUGGUGGUGCUCAAACUCAGGUUCCAUAGGGUGCUGAGCAGCCCAGUCUGGUUGCUCCUGCAUUGAGCAGGUUGCACUUGAGGCAUCCCGAGGUGCCACCCAACCUCUGUUAAUGUAUGGUUCUGUCCUUGUGUUGUUCCUGCUCUGCUCUCUCUGUGGGUGAGGUCCAAAUUGUGACAAAGGGAUGUGGGAUAGGAGUGCCCAUAGGGGUGUACCUUGUAGUGGUUGGGGCUCACUGCUGUGCAUUGCACUGGGAGAUAAGCAGGGUCCACUGUGAGUCUGAAACCCCCCUUUGGUGGGCAGUCAGCAAGGACGCUGGUGCUUUAAGUGUGGUGCAAGCAAUGCAGCUGCACUGCGUGCUCUGUGCCUGCUAUGAGGUGGUUCUUUUAAUAGUACUGAGUGUUUAGUUUUGUAGAAACCAGUGGUGCUCAUCAAACUGCUCCAGCCCAAGCGUAGCUGCAGUGGUUCCUGCACUGUUUGGUUCUUGUACUGUAUGCAGCAAUUGUACUUUCUUUCCUUCAAUCGGUACAGUUUUAUUCUCUAAAGUUAAAGUCAGACCAGAGGAAGGGCUCCUGUCUGAUAUUUGGGGGUUGACAAGCCAAUACAAAUGCACGCAUGUCAUUUAGGAUGUGAUUAAACUGCUUUGCUGUGGGUUUCAUUAAGGGGUGUGUAAAUACAGGAUUCUGCUGGACCAUGGGAGCUGUAGACCUGGCUGAGCUCCCAUCCCUUAGGAGCUGAAGGAUAGGAACUGUGCCACGUUCUCACCUGUGUGCUGUGUCUGUGUAGCUGCUGGGACAUCUGCAGCCCUAAGAUGCCUUUACAGUACAGUGUUGAAUAUCUUGGGCUUCUCCAGUUCGGGAGCAUCGCAGGUUAAUGUGUGACCUGUCAUCCCUCGUGGAACACUGCUGUGAUGUCACUUGAAACGUGACGUGGGAACAAGGCUUUUGCUUUUGACUUCCCAAUGCACGACAGCUGUAAGCAGGCAUAUCAACAGUUGGGCCGUGCUUGCUGAUGGGAGCAGGAGGAAGGUCUUCUGGACGAUCUGGUUGUAUGAGUUCAGUUCCACAAUCCCUCCAAACGCUGCAGGACGGUGCUGGCACAUCUGCAGUGAAGCAGGUGGUGCUGGGAGUGCACAGCUGGGCUCUCCUGGCUGCUGCCACAGGAGCUGCUGUCAGCUGCAAUGCCCCCUGUGUUGUGCAAGUAAAUGCUGUUGCUACCGUCAGGUGUGCUUCUAGUUUACAGUUGGGGUUUAUUUAUGGAACUGCUGGUUUAUCUGCACUGCUGAUUUCACGUGCUCCUCUCUGAGUGCUGUCACACCCCGUGUGGGUGUUACGGUGAGCCUACGCCCUGCCAGCAGGAGCAGCCUUCAAAUGCACACCGUGUCCAAGCAAAACACAGGGAGGGUUUGUUGGUCAGGCUUUGUGCUGCUGGAGCUGGUAUCCGUGGCUGCAGCUGGAUGUUGGUGGAAGGAGAAGGAUGGGAAGCACAGCACCCCAUUGCCAAGGUGCUGAGAGCCCCUCAGUCUUCCGAAGCCAUCUUUUGCCCCAUGUGGUUUUUGCUUUAGUUGCUAAUGGGAGAAAGCAUGAGGGGGGUUGUUGGCUUUGUAAGAGAGCAAAGAGAACAGGGCUGUGGUAAUGUGUGAUGUAUUAAGGGAGAGUUUAUAGCCCGGGGAGUGAAAACCUGGCAGAGAUGCUUAAGAUCUGUCUGGUUCCAGUGUGUUUGUGUGAUUGAAAUGAGCGAGGGCACGUCGUGCUGCUCAGCACUAAGUGCACCUUUUAUACCUUUAAUACAACCUCAAGAGGAAUGUUUCUGCUGUGCCAGGUCUCUAUAAAAAGAAUCUGCUCCUGUAUGCAAACACUGUGUCCUGACAGCUUGGUUUUUCUCUGCUUGGUCUGCAGGCAAUCUAGAUCCCUUUUUGGGGAGGGGGGAGAGCAUUUUGCUGCUUUUCACCAAUGUGUACUUCUCAGUGUGCUGUUCUGGGGCUGUGGAAAGGUUUCCUACAGCAGCCCUCCUUCUGCUGCACAUUACAGCCUUUCUUUUGCCCUUGAGAUCCAUCUCUCCCAGCAGCACGAAGCCUCCUCCUUGGCACCAUGACUCCAGCUGUUCUUCCACCCGCUGUCCUCCAGGCCCUGGAGGACCAACUCCUCCACACCAACACACGCAAUGGGGGAAUACUUUCACCUUCUGCAGGAACCAGAGCUGUUGUGGGGUGGUUUUCCCAGCACAGAAGACCUGUGGUGCUACGUAGGCUUCUUUUGCUGCAAUUGGAGUGUGUGGUUUCCUUCCAGUGCUGAGCUCUGCUUGCCAGCAUCUGUUUUCAGAGGUGUAACUGUAAUCUCAUAACAUAUUGGAGGAGCUUCCACUGGUAUGCUGGUGUCAGUCUGCACAUAGCAAAUACUUUCUACUCUUCCUGUUUUUGCUUUUGUUUUUUCUGCACUGAUGAAGUGAGCAGGUCGUUGCCCCUGUGUGUGGUAGUGCUCUGCUUGCUUUGGCCAACUGGAACCAUCCUAAUUAGGAAGAACAAAUAUCCACCCAGAGCUCAUCCCGUAGGAGCAGGUCAGACUUAGAGUCAUGGAAUCAAUAGGGUUGGAAAAGACCUUGAAGAUGCCCAGGCCCAACCCCAGCCCACCCCCACCAUACCCACUGACCACAUCCCUCAGUGCCCCAUCCUCGCUGUUCUUGAGCACCUCCUGGGACAGUGAUGUUCUCCUCCAGGUGAGUGCCCAGCAGAGAGCUGAGAGCAGGCAGUAGAUCUCCGGCUGUGCUGAAGCAGCUGUAAGAAUUGCACAUAAAACCCCCUAAGCAUCUUACUGCUCCAAGGGGUUUCUUGCAACGCAGUAUGCUGAGGUAACACUGAACGUCUGGUUUGAGCAGUUGGGACAUUCACUUAGAGCUCUAACUCAGCCUUUUCUAGGUGAGAGCAGCUCCCUGUGAAGGAGGUUGGCUUUGCCAUCCCCCUUGGCUGCACGUUUAACUUUUCUGUUCCUGCUAACCAUGAUCAAUAUCCAUAGGAUUUCUGCCCGUCAGCACUGAUCCCAAUGCAUUUUAUGGCAUGACUCAGAUUCCCAAGAUGAAUUUCUGAAGGUGUGUGACCUGCACGUGCUCUGUGUGGCUGUGUGUUCCUGCGUGGAGACAGAGGGGGAGCGUGGGUCUCACCCAGUGCUCCUUAUUUUGCUGCUGUCACUGAUCAGUUAACGCCUUGCUCCAACCAUUGGGCCUUUUUCCCCCAUGCUUCAUCCUUGCCUGAUCCUGAGCAGAGGCCGUUGAUGGAAGCUGAUGGCAGUGGGACUUGAGGAAGAAAUCUCAACACACUGAUAAUGAAAGACACAUUUGGGGUGUUGGAUGUUGCAGGGAAAGCCUUUCAGAUCAGCUGGGCAGGGUCACCUGGGCAUCUGCAAGACCUGCCGGAUCUCUUGGAUCUGCCGGGCUGAAUCAUGGGCCAGUAAGCAGUUAACUCCUGAUUUCUAUUUUAAAAAAGCUCUUGGCAUCUCCAGCGGCUGAAAAGCCAGCUGCCAAUUUCUUCUAUUUUUUGGGUAGUGUCAUAAGGAAUGGGAAAGAUCUCGCAUUGCGUUAUACUGCCCCAGGCGCUCACACUGCAGCCAUGGUUUAAGUUCCUCUUGCGUUUUCUUUCUGUUUCAUCAGUUCUAUGGGAAAAGAAAUGCUGUUCACUGAAUUGCUAACCUCUGUGCUUCCCAGGAGCGUGUCCCAGAGGAUGCAGGGGUGAGCCUGUAAAUCUGACCAUCCUGCUGGGAUUACAGUGGAGAUCAUGGAAAUAACUUAGGCAUGUACGUAUCUCUGUUCUUGAGCUCCUGCACUCUUCUUCUGCUCAGGCAGCAGCUUUGUGCCAGCUGCCCAAAGAGCUGGAUAUGAGCUGAGCCCAGCAGCUGUGUGGUUCGGUUCUAAAUGCAGAGAUCUGGCUUUGCCUUUUACCUACACAAUGUGGGUUCUGCAUCCAGUUCACCUCUCCUGAGCAGGUACGUAUAUAGAAGUGCCUCAUCCAGACAGAAAUUCCUUGCUGUGAUUUUUAGGGUUGUUUCAAAGCUGGUGAAAAGUGCUGAUUUUAAAAUGAUCCUUCAGUGUUGGAAGCUGCGGGCUGUAAUCCCUUCACAGCAUCUCCGAAGGGAAAUUGAUACUGAAAGCAUUAACAUCAACUGCAUCUUGCAUAAGGGCAGCUGCUUGCAGCAGGAGAAACGUUCUUGGGAAGCUCUUCUGUCCACGUUAGGAGCAAGAGUGGAUGAGACUUGUGCUCAAACAUGCCCCAAACCUUUGUAAUCUGAAAACCCAGGGGCAUCCUUAGCAGUCUGAAUAUCAUUAUGAAUGCGUAUCAGUGGGGUAAGAACACAAUGUCUGUCUUCUAUUGGCUGUGCUGUGCCCUGUGCACUCUUAUGCUCUCAGACGUGGUGGUGAGAAAAUCCAAACAGGAGAUGACUUUGGCUUUAUCCUGAUCAUUUAACACCAUUUCCAGGGGCUGAAAGGCCAGUGCAAACUUAAAGGCUGUGGCAGUAACAAGCACAAUUACCGCCCGAGGCUCACGUCUGCUGGGUUGCGUUUAUGUCAGCGUUCUUGUGCGAUAAGAGCAUUUGUCAAAUUAACCUUAUGUGUGGUAAUUUGUUCAUUCUUGCUUAAAACAGAGCCACCAGACAUGUAAUUCACGCGUCUCGCCGUUUGUAAGCUAACUCCUGCCCACGUGAUGGGGUCUGGAGCAGCCCUUCCGUCUGUGUUUAACUGAGGCAAUGUAGUUGGUGGCAGUGCUACCCACAAACCUUGAUUUGGUUUUUUCUUUUUUUUUUUACUUAGGAAAAAUGGUCAGCUGGGAUGAUUUGUCAUUUUUAGAAGGGGUGAGGGGGGCUUUGUAUCAGUGCCCUCUGGAAGCUGAGCCUUUGUGGGCUGCUAUCACCUGCCCUGCUGGGCUGCAGUGUGGGCUGUGCAUGGGGGCUGGAGUUUGUCACUUCUUUGCUUAAGCAUUAUAGUUACUGGAACACAGAGUUUGGGGCAUACAGGUAAGAUCCUGCUAACUGGGAAGAACCUGGUGGGAAGGAUAGCAGCCAUAUUGUGCACCUAUUCAUGGCUGGGGUGUUGUUGGAGCCCUUUCUUGGGCAGAGGAGGAUCUAAAACACUAUGAAUUAAAACCUUGCUAUGCACACUGCCCCAGACCCAUAACAUUUAAGGGCCCUGUGAGCUGUUCAGAUUCAGUUACAGCAGCACAGAGCACCUUUCCCAUACAGAGCAAAGGGACAGAACCCUGUGAGCCCUUGGUGACAGUGUUACCCUUAUCAGCUGCAGCCACUGCUGGUGUCACCAGCGGUCAAAUGGAGAUAGCAUGGCUUGGAGGGAGGAGCUGGAGCUCAUGGUAACCCAAAUGCCACUUGGCUGCUCCUUUUGUUUUCUGAGUGUUGGCUUGCUGAGUCCCCCCCCCCCUCUCAUUGGGUACUGUUGAGGUUUCCUGGCAGAAUGUCUGCACUGUGCCUACCAGAGGGUGAUGUGUGUUACAGAUGGUAGUCCUGAAGAGUGCACGUGGGAAUAGAUUGCUUCCAGAGUGUCUUUCUGUGUGGGGUGGGAGCCCUGGGGAAGCAGAACGUCCCUCUCGUGGGGGAAGGAGCUUUGUGCUGGAAAGAGCUGGGAGUUGUUUGCAUUUAUUUAUCAUAACAUCACUGCGUGGUUGGGUUGAAAGGGACCAUACAGCCCCUCAGCCUGUGCCAUGGGGCUGGUUGUCCCCCAUCCUGAGUGCUGUGGGGGAUGGGGCAGCCUGGGUUUUCAGUGACAUGUCAUUCCCUUGCCCACCCCAUCCAUUACAUCUGCAUCCAUUCCAAGGUUUGUGGCUGGUGCUGAGGAGGCCGUGGGCCGGGCAGUGCUGACACAGGCAGAACGCACUGCUGAGGUUCUGCCUCCAGCCUCUGUGCAGCGUCAGUGAUGGAUGCAGUGCCUCGUCCUGUGCUGAGGCUGUAGCUGAGGAUGUCACCGUGACAAAUCGCCUCCCCAGGCCCCCCCCUUGUCUUUUCUCCUGUUGGGAAGAAGAUGCUGUGAGGGGAGACAGCUCCUGUUUCUAAAUGAUGCAGAGCAGACAGGUGUUCUUUCGGUUGUUUCCUUGCAAAGGAUUUCUCUGCACAGCAGUGGGUGCUGCAAACAAACCGGAGCAUCCAAAUCCUGGAGCUGUCACUGCACCUCUCUGUUUGGAGGAGAGGUUUCAGGCUGUGCAGAUCCAACCCCUUCAACACUGCUGGUCGGUGGCUGCAGCCUGCUGCUGUGACGCAGCAGUGCUGUGGGACGACAGCCUGGCUUUGUUGGUUGUUUUUCCCUGCAACCCAAUUGUCACUAAUCUGUCCCCAUCCCCGCUGCGGCCACUUGCGGAUUAAUCAGCCCGUAAAUCAAAGCAAAACAGAGUCUUUUUGCAGGAAUCUCAGUCCAACGCUUCCCAUAUGCUUGUUUGGGUUUUGUUUGCAAAUGUGGUAGGUUUGGUGAAAAGAAAAAGAGGAAGGGAAGAAAAAAAAAUCUCAGCUGUUUGUCAUGCGGAGCGUGAGGUUUGUAUGAGAGUGCUGAGCAAGCUUGUGCUGUGCUGGGUGUGUGUAUGGCCUGCCCUGGGAGCUGGGAAAGCUGCUCCUGGCAGGCUUUCUCUUGGGCCCUUUGCUCUGGAAUUGAGUUGAUGUAAGAAUCCUUCUUCCUUGAGCUGAGAGGGGGUGAGGAUGCCGAGGGGGUUUGGUGUCUGUGCCGGUAUCUCUAACGUCAGCCACGUGAAUGUGAGGUCAUGCAGCAUCCCUGGGACGUGUGUGGGAUUUCUGCUAUUCCUUCAUUUCUCUCGCUUCGAAAAAAUAAAUCCUUGGGAUAAAAGUGUUCUGCAGGUUAAUAAUGGAAGCGGUAUCUUCUGCAUAUGGCUUUUUAGUCAGGCAAUUAAACACCGGGGCAUCUUCUGAAGCAAGUUUCAGUCUGAGCCUUUGCUCUCCCCAUGGGUUUGUUCCCUUCCAUCCCCAGGUGGGUCUUUGAGAAGGGGUGAGAGUUUUCCUUGCUCAGAUCUAUGAAUGAAUUCCUGAAUGCUUUUUGAAAGCGCUUGGGUUUGCUUCUUUUCCUGCUCUCCAGUCCCAAGAAGCCACCAGCAGCAGUUCUGCACCCGGCUUGGCUGUGCAUCCCUGACUCCAGCAAUGACUUGGCCAUUGCUUCUCCUUUGGGACUUUCACACCUGCAUUAACUUCCUUCUCUCAGGGGAAAUGCACCAGAAGUGCCAGCAGAAGGCUUGGCUGAGGCUCAGCUUGGUAAGCCCUGAUCCGUUCUGUGGCUGCUAACAGAGCCAUGCUCAGUGACACGCUCUUCAGUUCCUUCUGCUUGGGAAGCUCUUCCCCAGUACGUGCCAGGUCUCAUGGCUCCCUAUGGAAGAGUUGCAUUGUCUUCAUUAUCUGCUUUCAAAAGCCGAUGGAUGUGGGCAAUAUCCUGGAGCUGUUAAUCUUGGUUUGACCUCAGCCAUAUGCCAAAGUGUCUCCUGCAGGCUGAAGGAAGGAGGCCACGUGGCUGCAGAGCUGCCCUGCAACUGCCCUGCUGUGCUAACUGCAUUUCUUCUGCAGCUUUCUAUUCUGAUGGGAGGCGUAGUUGAGCCCAGCACAUGUCUGCAUGCUGAGAAAAGAGAGUAUGAGUGGUUAAAUACUGAGGAACCGAGAGAUGAACUCCAGUUAACAAAUAGGUGAUGCUGAUCUGUGACAGUCUGCUCUCUGCCUUGAGGUCACCCGAAUGCCAUGAGAGUGAAGGAAGGGCAGUGCAGCGUUUGGGAUGUGGGGCUGGGUGUGUUGGUUGCUCAGGCUUACAGCAGGCAAAUGGUUUUGAGCUUAUAGAGGAGAUAUCUCUCGGAGGACAGGGUGAGCAUAUUGCAGAGGCCGUUGCCAUGGGUGUACCUUGACUUGUGUUUGGAUCUGUCUGAGGUGAUGCUCAGCAGUAGGGUGGUGCCAGGAACAUGGGAGCAAGCAGUAGUGGCCCUUCCAGCAUAGGGAAGGAGUCUCAGCUUGGUGUUUGUGCAGCAUCUUGCUGUGGAUAACCCAGCUUAAAGAACUAACUCACCAGUGUGGAGCUGAAUGUAACAUAAUGAGGUCCCUACGUGUGCUGUACCCACUGAGCUCAGCUGCACCAAAAUACAUCUGCAACCUCAGCGGUUCAGAAGCUCACCCUGACCCUGUGGUCAGGCUGUGGCCACUGGGAUGGAGUGUGUGCUGUGAUCCCCCAGAGCUGGGGGAAAGGAGAAGCCGAGCUGUAAGGGGACGAGGUGGUGCUCAGCCCUGCUCAGGGGGUGAAUCAGCAGAGCAAUGUGUUGUGUACUGCUGCAGAAGCCCCUUCCAGUUCGGACUUUCCGUGAUAUUCUCCCUGUCUGAAGCUUCUUGGGAUGCCCACACAGUGUGGGUUGGAAGGGCACUCACUCCUUCCUCAACUAGGGUGGCUUGCACAGUUUCAAGAGCUUGAAUUCUCAGAGGGCAGCAGUGGUGGCCCUGGCACGGGGCAGCUUAGCCCUGAGCAUCCAUCAUCCUUGCUUGCUGUAAGCAGGCAGUACCUGGGGGCAGAGCGUGACCCGGUGCUUGCCCUGCUUGCUGCCUCCUAUUAACGUCCUGCAGAGCUGCACAGUUGGAGUCACGGAGCACAGCAGCAUCUUGUCAGCAUUGAAGCAAAACCUUUGGCUGUCAUGUAUAAAGCUGUGAUGUCACCCAACUGAAGCUGCAGAGCUAGUAGGUAAAAAAAAACAAAAACUUAAUGCUUUUGUUUUGUCCUUUGGCCUUUACUCUGUUGCUAAAUCUGAGCUCUUGUUAUACAGCAAGGAGAUGCAGUCAUUGCAAAGUGAGAGCAUCUUUCUCUUGCAUAACUCUGGAUGCAGCUCAGGUAUUCCUACAGAACUAGCAAGGAGGCCUUUACACCAUGAUUUGCUCUCCUUUUCUGUUAUACCCCAUCUGGCAGGUUGUGAGAUAGGAGAUGCUAAGGAUGAGACUGCAAGUGUUUUACAUGGGAGAUCUCUGCAUGGCCAAAAGCACUGCGUUGUCUCGUUAAGCUCUGUGUGUUUAGAUCCAUGGUAUUAAAGUAACCUUAACAGCUUCUCUGGUCAACUGCCAUAUAUCCUUGCACACUGUGCACGGCUAUGGUUUUACAUCCCUGAAUUCAGUAGGAGCUUUGUGAGGGAGCAGCAGAAGAUCCCAGCAGUGUCCACCUCUGCACGGCCCCUGCUCGUGCUGAACCCCAGUUUGGCCCCUUGCAGCCUGCCCACGUGUUUUCCCAUAUGUGCAGCUCUUGGAUUAUUGCAGAAAGUGGAGAAUCACAAAAUCUGCCCCGGAUCACGUUAUGCAAUAGCUGAGCUGCUGGCGGUGAAUAAGCAGAUCCAGCUGAGCACAAGUGCUUCUGAAGGGCACCUCGUAUUUUCUGCAUGCGGACAGAGGAAAUGGCUUGUUGGCUGGGAGCUGGGUCAGGUGCCUGCCUCGUGUGUGGGUGCUGAGUGAUGGCAAUCGAUUUCCCACGCAGAUUGGUGCUGAGAGGUGAGGUAGCUUGAAGAACAGAAUCCUGUACCGAAAUGCUUCCCUUGGGUGGGAGAGCAGGGCUGUGUUAUGGGACUUAAUUUAGUGAAGUCACCUUGGAGACCUUUGUUUUCUGCGUAAGAGAAAAUCAUUUUAGCUGUUUUGUUGAAGUGAGAAGUAAUCCCUCCUGGGAGAAUGCCAGUACGUGCUGCAUCACGGGGUGAGUGACUCUGGCAAUGAAUAUCAGUGCUUGGCUUUGUUUUGAGCCAGAUCACCCCUCCUGCAAACAAACAUUGCCACGCUGCAUUGCUGGGUUUGAACUUCACACCUAGGAGGUGCCAGGGGGCUUUCCUUCCUGCAGGGCUUGUCUGUGUGUGGUGCUGGGAUAAAUCCAUCCUGCAAAGCAGUGCCAGGGCUGAGUAGGUGAGACAAGCCCUGGGGAUGCUGUUAUUGGUGAUGGAAGGUGGCUCUUACUGAUGCUGCCUGUGUACCAGGUUGGGAUGCAGCUCCUUGCGCCCCUGCCUUGGUGAUGUGGUGUGAUCAGAGCCAUGCAGAAGGUUGCAGAGAAGGGAGCAGCUGGAAAACUGCUUUGAACCAUCAGGAAACGGGGGAGAUGCUCCCAGCCCUGGUAGGGAUGCCCUGUGCCCAUCGUGCUGUUGGUAUGAGCUGGGGGCUGUGUGCCUUCAGGAGCAUUUCUGCUGUCCAGUAGUUGAUGGUUGUUUUGCUCCCAGCUUCAGAGAUGUGAUUGGAUUUGUUGAGAAGUUGUGACCAGCAAUCACUUCAUCUAUGGGGGAGCCAGUGGUGACCCGGGGGUGAGAGGGGCUGGGCAGGAGAAUGAUGGCAGCUGAUGUGGAUGGAGGGAACUUGUGAGUGUGGGUGAGGGGAAUAAAUGGAAGUUUGGACAGAGUGUGAAGCUGGGUGGAGACAGGAUUCUGCGUGUAGAGGGUCAGUGAUAGCAGAGAUGUGCCGUUGCCCUGGGAGCAGCAAAGCCAUCUGCUCAGCUGGGUGCCUGAAGGCAGGUAAGGAUGAUCCAUCCCUUCUGGGAAGGUUGUGUCUGGCUUCUUUUCAAGCACUUGGGUGCUUGAUGAGCGCUGCCCUGGCCCUGCGUUGUGCUUUGCCACCUCCCACAAUGGUUUUCCUUUGACAACAGCCACGUGAUGCUCCUUGGCACCUCCUGAUAAGUGAAACCCCUGAGUACUUCUGCCAUGCCACUGUCUGCAGGAGUUGAAGCCUUCAGUGACAAACUGGGGACAUUCCUGAGGAAGGAUGGUGCCACUGGCCUGGGGGGAAACAAAGGAGCCAUUCCCAUGGAAAGAAACUCCUACCAAUUCCUGUUAUUCCUCCUGCAAUUCAGUGAGCAACCACCUAGUAAUGUGUUCUGCUGCAAUGUUAGAAGAAUCCAUCUAAUUAUUGUGAGACAUCUCAAUUCCAACAGGGAAGAGGGAAAGAGGGCUCUGGGGAUGAUUCAGAUGAGAGCCGUCCGGAACUACACGAGGCCUUUGUCCUGCAGUUCUGUGCCCAUCUUUCAAUCACAAAACACUCUGAUUUGGUUCUGAGGACAGGGCCUGACUAUCAGCUGCUGCUCAGCCCCAUGGGCUGGGGAAUGGGUUUAUGGUGUCUGCAGCCCCAGCUGAGAGCAGGCAGCCCUGGGCAGAAGCUGGGAGCAGCUCACCCUGCCCUAUGCUGGGACUGGCAUUGCUGGCACUGCAGGGCGAUGGGAAGCUGCUGGGACUCGCGGGCUGAGUGCUUGCAGGGCUAUUUUAGGCAGCUGUAAAUGCUGCAGUGGGUGUGGAAGUGGUUUUGGGCCUACUUAAUCAUUUAUCCUUGUGCCCAAGUGCCUUUGAACAUCUACUCUUUGCACGUCCAGCCAGCAGGGAUGCUGUCGAGGAGUUGUCCAACUCUGUAUGCAUACCUGGGAUUGCCCUGAGCCAGGUGCAGUGCCUUACACUUGGCCUUGUUGAACCUCAUUAGAUUCUUGUGGGUACACUUCUCAGCCCCAUCCAGCCUGGAGGUGCUGCUGUGGGCAGGCAUGGGCUGUGCCAGCCAUGGGGGGGUGAGUGAGAAGCCUGGUCCCCGAGUAAGGAUAUGGAGAAAGGUUUGUCCUAACCAGGAGUUCUGCCACUUGUGUGCAGUGGUAGCAGCAUACCUGCUUCUCCUUGCUUUGCUGGGCUGGGGUAAAUAACUGUUGAUUGUUGGUGAGUUCAGCCCCAGGAAAGCCUCCUGCUGUUGGUGCUCAGCUGAGUAAGCCCACUGAAAUGUGCAGCAGUCCUUCCAGCUGUAAAGGUGUUCUAAAAGCUGUGGAAGAAUUAUGCUGUGCUCGUUUGCUUUACAAAUGAAUAUCUUUGCAUGCAAGAUCUUAUCUAACUUGCACGUAGGAGAAUGAUUGAAGGGAUAAGAUGGAGAGAGGCAGAGGUUUUAGAGGUCAGUGAUAUGAGGAGGAAGAAGAGCUGCAAUGCCAGUAAGAAAUACCAGUGGUGUGUGUCUGGGGGCACACAGGAGCCUGUUGGCCACCCCAGGACGCAGGCGGAGAUGGCCCACACGUGCCGUGGGACCAUCAACCUGUCAACAGCUCACAUCGACACCGAGGACUCGUGCAACAUUGUGCUGUCCAACGGGGGCAGGACGUACCACCUGAAGGCCAGCUCGGAAGUGGAGAGGCAGCGCUGGGUCACGGCACUGGAGCUGGCCAAGGCGAAAGCCAUCCGCAUGAGGAACAACCAGUCAGAUGACUCGGGUGACGAGGAGCCCGCCUCGCAGUCAGACAAGAGCGAGCUGCACGGCACGCUGAAAACCCUCUCGAGUAAGCUGGAGGACCUGAGCACUUGCAAUGACCUGAUUGCCAAGCACGGGGCGGCCCUGCAGCGCUCGCUCAGCGAGCUGGAGAACCUGAAACUGCCAGCUGAGAGCGGCGAGAAGAUCAAGGCUGUGAAUGAGCGAGCCACGCUCUUCCGCAUCACCUCCAAUGCUAUGAUCAACGCUUGCCGUGAUUUCCUGGACUUAGCAGAAACUCACAGCCGAAAAUGGCAGCGGGCGCUGCAGUAUGAGCGGGAGCAGCGGAUCCGGCUGGAGGAGACCAUCGAGCAGCUAGCCAAGCAGCACAACAGCUUGGAGAGAGCCUGCCGCGGGGCACCGGGCAGCACAGGCAGCGCCGGCACCACCAAGGGGAGCGUGCAGUCUGCCAAAGGAGAGGCUAGUGAUGAAGAUGAAGAGACGGAGUAUUUUGAUGCCAUGGAGGAUGCACCAGCUUUUAUCACUGUAACCGCAGACCCCAAGCACCACAGGCGUUCGGGCAGUAACCUGAGUGGGGCCAGCGAGGGCCACCCUGAGGACUGGAACCUGGAGGACAGCGUAUUUGAAAGCUCGAAUCAAAGCAGCUAUAAUGAGUCCUGCAAAGAUCUCCUGCCGAAGAAAAGGAGACGGAGCCGCAUCCCUGACAAACCCAACUACAGCCUUAACCUCUGGAGCAUCAUGAAGAACUGCAUUGGCAAAGAGCUCUCCAAGAUCCCCAUGCCUGUGAACUUCAAUGAGCCGCUCUCCAUGCUGCAGCGGCUGACGGAGGACCUGGAGUACCACGAGCUGCUGGACAAAGCAGUCAAGUGUGAGAGCUCCACAGAGCAGAUGUGUUUCGUGGCAGCCUUUUCGGUGUCUUCCUACUCGACGACGGUGCACCGCACAGCGAAGCCGUUCAACCCGCUGCUGGGGGAAACCUAUGAGCUCGACAGGCUGGAGGAGCUGGGCUUCCGUUCCCUGUGUGAGCAGGUGAGCCACCACCCCCCAGCAGCCGCCCACCACGUCUUCUCCAAGCGAGGCUGGACGCUGUGGCAGGAGAUCACCAUCGCCAGCAAGUUCAGGGGCAAAUACCUCUCCAUCAUGCCUCUGGGUGCCAUCCACCUCGAGUUUCACUCCAGUGGGAAUCACUAUGUCUGGAGGAAAGUCACCUCCACCGUUCACAACAUCAUCGUGGGCAAGCUUUGGAUCGACCAGUCUGGUGAAAUAGAGAUUGUUAACCAUAAGUCAAAAGAUAAAUGCCAGCUGAAAUUUACCCCCUACAGCUACUUCUCCAGGGAUGUCCCCCGAAAGGUGACAGGGGUGGUGAGUGAUGCUGAUGGCAAAGCCCAUUAUGUCAUGUCAGGCACGUGGGACGAGAAGAUGGAGUGCUCCAAGAUCGUGCAGAGCAGCCAUGGCAGUGCCGGCUCAGAGGGCAAACAGAAAACUGUCUACCAGACACUGUCCCCAAAGGUCUUGUGGAAGAAGUACCCCCUCCCGGAGAACGCCGAGAACAUGUACUUCUUCUCCAGCCUGGCCCUCACCCUGAAUGAGCCCGAGGAGCGCGUGGCCCCCACGGACAGCCGGCUGCGCCCCGACCAGAGGCUGAUGGAGAGCGGCCGCUGGGAUGAGGCCAAUGUGGAGAAGCAGCGGCUGGAGGAGAAGCAGAGGGCUGUGCGCCGCAGGAGGGAGGCUGAGGCUGUGGAGGCCCUGGAGGAAGGCAAGGACUACGAGGGCUACAUCCCGCUGUGGUUCGAACGGAAGGUGGAUCCCAUCACGGGGGAGCUGAUCUGCGCCUACAAAGGCGGCUACUGGGAGGCCAAGGACAAGCAGGACUGGAGCUCGUGCCCCGAUAUCUUCUGAGCUGCCGUGUUUGCUCUGGUGUGGCCAGCCUGCAGCAGGACAGACAGAUGGAGGGACAGGAGGACACACGGCAGCGUCCUGCCAGUGGUUGACAGUGCAAAUAAACACACACAGCGUCAAUACAGGCAGAAAUUCGACAGAGAGAAUCUAAACAGGGAUUCCAAACCUAUUUUUUUAUGCACUAAUAAAUAGCAUCUUCUUUCUUUUUUUUUUUAAACAGUGGCUUUUUCAGCUACUAAUGAGGAAAGAGGACACGUGGCUCUGGUUCGUUUUUAGCCUCGGGUAUUUAUUGCUGUCAGGAGCUGCUGCCUAUAUCUUUCAGCGCCUCGGCUGUAGUGGCUGAGACAACAACUUCCAAAGAUGCUCUCGUGGUGGGGAUGCCGUGCGUUUGUGUGAGCUCUUUCUUUUGGCAUCUUUCCCCCCCCCCCCCCCACUUGUUAAAAAGAAAUGCUGUUCCUGGUUCAGAUUCCUUCAAAAACAAACAAAACCAGCUGUGAAUCUCUGCCCAGAAAACAGCAGGGGCUGUGGCUGUUGCUGGAGGCUGCAGGUGGUUCCUACAGCUGCCCCCGUCGAACCCAUCAGGACGUUUCAGCUGGUGACCUGCUUUGUUUCCAUGACUGUGGUGCUGCUGGUACAGAGAGGGAGGAUCCAGGAGGUGAGGUCCCACCACGACAGAGGGAACCAGAAACCUGCACACCUGUGUUUUGUUUUCCUCUGGGUCUUUAUCACACCGUGCUGAGUGCUCCCUCCCGUGGGCCACCUGUAGCUGGACUGCCACGUCCCCAUCGGAAGAUAAUUAGCAAUAAUGAACUUUGAGGCAAUGGGAACUGCGAAACCCAUGGAACUCUUAUGCAAUCAGGUUCCUCCACCAUCAGUCUCCUCCUGGUUGGCUUCUCUUCCAGCACCUGCUGCCUGCAGCAAACCUGUGUGUACAGUAUACAUAGACCUCGUAUGGCAUAACAGUAGUGAGUGGCUAUUGGAGUGGCAACACCCACUGAUCUCAACGUACCCCUAAAUCUUAUUUAUUUGCUUCUAAUUUAUAUAUAUAUAUAUAUAUAUAUAAAUAUAUAAAAUUAUUUUGCUUAAAUUUCUAUGGUACACAAUAGAUGAAAAAAAUGAUGAAGACAGAUGUAUCUGUCUGAGUUUUUGUAGCACGAGGAUGAGUGCUUCCCUGGGCCCAUCCCCAGGCAGUGUGCGUAGGGGUGAUGGUGAUUCAUUCCCAAAGCAGAGAAGCGACGUUCUGCUCUGAAGCUCUGAAAGCUGCUGUGUUAGCUGGUUGGAUGCAGCUGGCUCCAGCUGUGCCACAUCCAGCCCCAAGGCACACAGAUCUGCGUUGGAGAUGCUCCCACCUGAAUAAUGCCUUAUUUUCCUCUUUCUUUUCUUGUCAAUGCAAGAGAGCUGGGAAAGGUGAGCAGCCCCUGCACCCCAGAAUGUCCCAGAGCUGGAGCCUGGUGUCCCCAGGACGCGGGGUGACAUUGCUCAGGGACUGUUGGCACCAUGUCCUACAGCUGGGACACAGCAAGCUCCUGUCCUCCGUUCCCUCCCCGCUGUGUCUCUCCCAGGAUCACCAUCACAGACUGCACAGCUUAGCAGAGCCUGGGGAGUGUAAGGAGUGCCCCAACAACACAAAUCCCCCCCCCUUCCUUUUUUAGGCUAAUUUUAAAACUUGUGGUAUCUUCCAGAGAUCACCAAGCAGCAACACUUCAUCUGAGCACCACCUCCUGGUCUUUCUAUUUCCCCCAUACCCCCCACCAAAGGAUUUUAAUGUCAUUCUACUGUAAAUGCUGUUGAAUGUAUUUCUUUUCGAGCAAUAUAUUGUGAGUGACCCCUCUUCUCCUACACGGUAAUAAAACUUGGAUUCAGGAGUUUUAAAA